AUGUCCGAGGUAAACGGAAAAACAGCAGGUAAGACAGGUGACAACUGUGAUGGAAAAUCCGGAGAUCAACUCCCGAAAGAUACCGAAAUCCCCCCACCUAACCCCUCUUGCUCGUAUACCAAACCUCCCCUCGAUAAGCAUGACCCAAAGACCGUAAUCGCGUACGAACCGAAUAGUUGUCGGACCUGCUACAAGGCCGAUAACAGCCUUAUGGUCCAGUGUGAUUCGUGUGACGAUUGGCAUCAUUUCGUGUGUGUAGGAGUGACCCAGGAGGUCGAACAGAAUAGCUGGAAUUGCUGUAAAUGCGUAACCGCGGCGGCGAACCAGAAGAAAUCGAGCUCGAAAUUGGAAUCUCUGAAGACGAAGAAGGCCAAGAAAGUCAGCACGAAGGCGAAGGAGAAGAAGUCGUACAAACCGGCGGCUAGGCGUUCCGGGGACAAGAAGAAGGCGAAGAAGACGGACGAGGUGACUGCGGGUGUCAAACAGCGAAGUCAGGCGGGUGAGCAAGAUGUUGGAGCGAUGCAAACUAGCCAAAAGCUGGAGGUCGUUUCAAGAUCGGUGAAGGAGACGACGGCGAACGGAAGAAAGGAUGCGAAAUCAGUGAAAUCAACAUCGUCGCGAAGGUCGGAGCGAAUGGUGCUGGAAGUGCAGUUGAAGAAACUGGAAGCGGAAGAGACUCUAAUGGAAGAGGAAAUGAAGCGGAAGCGGGAAUUGCUGCAGAAGAAGUUCAGUUUGCUUGAGGAAAUUGCCGAAGCUGAGUCGCGCCGAAGUGUUCGUUCUAGUGUUGCCGGUGAUCAGCAAGACCCAGCGGAGAAGGUGUCGUCAUGGUUGAAGGACCAAAGGACGGACGAAAGCUCGCGAUCCAGCAGUGCAGGGUCGUCAAGCAGCGAGGAAACGAGCAGCGAUGAAGAAACCAGCGAAGCAGAUUCGUCCACAGAGUCGUCGGAGGAUGAAAACGAGGACAGCACAGAACGGUUCAAGCCAAAUAAGCAGUCAACUCCUAAAAGUUCGAAACGACCCAAACCAACAUCGGAGAUUCGUGAUAGAUCAUCAGCAGAGCGUGCGGGACUCACACCGGAACAGAUAGCUGCCCGGCAAGUCGUUUCACGAGAUCUGCCCAGAUUCAGCGGAAAUCCUGAGGAGUGGCCGAUGUUCUUGUCAACAUACGAGAGUACAACGAGAAUGUGCGGCUAUAGGGAUGAGGAGAACAUGAUCCGGUUGCGGAAUUGCUUGAAAGACGAUGCUCUCAACACUGUCCGCAGUUUCCUCAUGCUUCCCUCCACGGUUCCGAAGGCAAUUAGUGCGCUGAAGCUACGUUUUGGACAGCCUCAAGCUAUCAUCAACACAUUGAGAGCGAAGGUACUUGGAAUGCCGUCUAUCAAGGCCGACGCGAUGGACAAACUGAUCGAACAUGCGUUGGCGGUGCAGAAUUUGUGCAGCACAAUCGACGCCUGCGGAAGGAAGGAGUACAAGCGGGACGUGACUCUGCUGAACGAGCUCGUCGGAAAGCUGCCACCUUCUCUCAAACUCGAUUGGGCGAGGCAUCAGAGGACGUUGAAGAAGAUCAACUUGUUCACCUACAGCAAAUGGAUCUAUUCUGUAGCCGAGGAUGCCUGCUUGGUUUGCGGAACCCAACCGACGGAGAAGAACCAGGAACUUCACAGCAAGCCGAAAAGCAAGGCGUUUUUGAAUACUCAUUCCAACUAUUCGUCUUCAGAAGUUUCAAAACAGAAGCCAUCGGAGUUCCAGAGUCGAAACAGCCAGCCGGAAAGAAAGUAUAGCGAGGCCGGCGCUACCAAAUGUUGUGCAGUCUGUAAGGGAAGUUGCAAGAACGCUGGAAAGUGUCCAAGAUUUUUGGAAUUAUCGUAUGAAGCGAGAUGGGCGACUGUACGUGAACUUCGAAUGUGCCGCAGGUGCCUCAGACCACAUGGUGGAAAGUGCGACGCUAAGCCUUGUGGGAAGAAUAAUUGCACCUUCAAACACCAUGAACUGCUCCAUAAGGACCUCACCGCUACAGGGCCCAGCAACAAUACGAGUCGGCCAACGCAAGAAGAAACAAAUGUAAACACUCAUCUGUCGAGCUCCGGAGUAAGAAUGUUCCGCUAUCUACCGGUUACGUUGUUCGGGGCCAAGAAACAGAUCGAAUGCUAUGCAUUUCUGGACGAUGGUUCGGAGUUAACGUUGAUGGACCAAGGAUUAGCAGAGGAUUUGGAAGUAGCAGGUAAAUCUGCACCACUCUGCCUGAAGUGGACCGGUGGAACUCAUCGUUUCGAAGCGGAAUCUCUGAGCGUUGAUGUUGUCCUAAGCGGGCAAACCGGUAGAAAGUAUACGCUAAAUGACGUACGUACAGUUGGAGAUUUGCAGUUGCCGGCCCAGUCUCUCGACGUGGAUAUCCUGAGGGAAAACUUCCCGUAUCUUCGUGACCUUCCGAUCGCUUCCUAUAAGAACGCUCGUCCACGAAUUCUGAUAGGGGUGAAACAUGCCAGAGUGGCACUCGUACGCAACAGUCGUGAGGGCAAGGAAGGAGAACCAAUCGCCGUUAAGACGCUCCUUGGGUGGACGAUAUACGGUAGCUGCCGCCGCCCCGACUCAAGCAAUGUGGUGCAUCGAACUUACCACAUUUGCGAGUGCAGCUCGCGCGCUGAUGCAGAUUUGCAUCGUGACGUGAAGAAUUUCUUCAGCCUGGAAGCUCUGGGAAUCUCAAAGCUGGAGAAGAACUGCGUGUCAAGUGAGAAUGAACGUGCCCAAGCUCUAUUGCGGUCGUUGACACGCUUGGACGGAAGCCGAUAUGAGACGGGACUGUUAUGGCGUUAUGAGAAGAUUCGUUUACCGGAUAGCAAGCUGAUGGCGUUACAGCGGUACAAUUGUUUGGAGAAGCGAAUGGAACGGGAUCCAAAAUUGGCAUGUGUCCUACGCGAGAAGAUCACCGAUUAUUUGGCUAAGGAUUACAUUCGAAAGCUGUCGACCGAAGAGCUUGAGGGAAAGCAGCAACGAGUGUGGUAUCUGCCAAUUUUCCCUGUUGUCAACCAAAACAAGCCCGGAAAGGUGCGCAUAGUCUGGGACGCAGCAGCGGCUGUUCAUGGUGUAUCGUUGAAUUCGGCGCUACUAACAGGACCAGAUGAGCUUACUUCUCUGCCAGCUGUACUGUGUCAGUUUCGUAAAUAUCGAGUUGGAAUUUGCGGCGAUAUCCGCGAAAUGUUCCACCAAGUUCGAAUGCGACCGGUGGACCAACAUUGUCAGCGAUUUUUCUGGCGGGACAGCGCUAACGAGGAGCCAAGCACUUACGUUAUGAAAGUUAUGACUUUCGGUGCUUGCUGUUCUCCAAGUACCGCUCAGUUCGUGAAGAACCAAAACGCGGAAAGAUUCCAAGGGCAGCACCCGGCAGCAGUCGAAGCAAUUAUCAAAAAACAUUAUGUGGAUGACAUGCUGGCAAGUGAAGAGACGGAAGAAGCUGCCAUCGAGCUAGCGAAGUCAGUACGGUAUGUUCACGCGGAAGGAGGGUUUCAAAUAAGAAACUGGAUAUCAAAUUCUCAGCGAGUUCUGGCAGCGUUGCAAGACGGAGGAGUUCCGCAGAAGAACCUGGAUUUGGCAGCGGAGAUGGGGACAGAGAAGGUGUUAGGAAUGUGGUGGGACACGGCGAAGGACUGCUUCACUUUCAAGAUGUCUAAGACUCGUUUCGACGAAGCGCUGCUGAAUGGAACGCGUCGACCAACAAAGAAUGAGGUACUCCGUGUUCUGAUGACAGUUUUCGAUCCAUUAGGACUCAUAUCAAACUACCUUAUGCUCCUAAAAAUCGUUCUUCAAGAAGUCUGGCGCUCUGGAGUUCAGUGGGGACAGCUGAUUAAGGACAAGCAGUUCGAGGCGUGGAUAGCUUGGAUAAAACUUCUUCCACUACUGGAGGAAGUUAGUCUACCGCGUUGCUAUCGUCAAGUAACGUCAGCUAGCCAAGAUACGGACGUACAAUUGCACGUGUUUGUAGACGCUAGCGAGAAUGGUAUGGCUGCCGCCGUGUAUCUGCGCUUCGAAGAAGCAGGAAAAACGGAAUGCACCUUGGUUUGUGCCAAGACCCGAGUUGCGCCGCUGAAAUACCUUUCCAUCCCUCGAUUGGAGCUCACAGCAGCAGUAAUUGGAACGAGACUGGCUAACAGCAUGGUCCCAGAGUUAUCAUUGCCGAUAUCCAAACGUUUCUUCUGGUCGGACUCGAGAAAUGUUCUAUGCUGGUUGCAGUCGGAUCAUCGUAGGUACAGCCCAUUCGUAGCAGUACGUGUCAGCGAGAUUUUGGAAUCUACGGAAGACUAUGAAUGGAGAUGGGUUCCUUCCAAACUUAACGUGGCGGACGACGGGACUAAGUGGCAGCGACAACCGGAUUUGACCCCAACUAGCAGAUGGUUCAGAGGUCCGGAAUAUCUGUGGCAGCCGGAAGAAUUCUGGCCCCCAGUUGCGCAUAAAGGUGACGCCACAGACGAGGAACUCCGACCCAGCGUUCUAUUGCAUUACAACGCAUCCGAGCCACCGAUUCCCGCCAUCAACUUUUCAAGCUGGAACCGUCUUUUGCGUGUAACAGGUUACGUGAAACGCUUUGUAUCCAACUGCCGGCGUCGUGUAAGGAAGACUACUAUCGUUUCAGGACCAUUGUCCAGUGAAGAGUUACAACAAGCGGAAAUUCACCAGAUCCUAACAGCGCAGUACGACAUAUAUGCAGAUGAAAUGGAGCUCCUGAAGUUAAGCCGAAACCAAAAUCAACUGGCUCGUCAAAUCCCGAAGAGCAGUGUCCUCUACAAACUUAGUCCGUUCCUGGAUGCAAUGGGCGUUCUGAGGAUGAAAGGACGAGUCGACGCUUGCGAAUUUCUACUGGAAGAUGCUAAGAAUCCCGUUAUCUUGCCACGAGACCAUCCUGUUACACGAUUGGUUCUCAUACACUACCACGAAAAAUUCCAUCACAGAAACCAAAAAACCGUCCUGAACGAGGUUCGACAGCGCUUUUGCAUCUCGCGUUUGCGAGUAGCCCUCAAGAAAAUUAGAAGCGGCUGUCAGCGAUGCAAAAACCGAGACGCAGUUCCAAAACCACCGGAAAUGGCAGAUCUCCCGCUGGGUAGAUUGGCUGCUUAUACUCGUCCUUUCUCUCAUGUGGGAGUAGAUUACUUCGGUCCAAUUGAGGUCACUUUGGGAAGAAGGGUCGAGAAGAGGUGGGGGGUCUUAUUAACCUGUCUUACUGUCCGGGCUGUCCAUUUGGAGGUCGCCCACUCCUUGAGCACUAGUUCGUGCAUCAUGGCACUCCGGAACUUCAUUGUUCGACGAGGGACUCCGGUAUCGUUCUAUAGCGAUAGGGGUUCAAACUUUAUUGGAGCGGAUAGAGAGUUGCGAGAAGCACUUCAGUCCGUAGAUCAGGAGACGAUCACGCAAGAGUUCACCAGCCCACAGACGUCUUGGUGUUUCAACCCGCCUGCUUCACCGCACAUGGGUGGUAGCUGGGAACGAUUGAUCCAAAGUGUGAAGAAGAAUUUAGGAGAGAUCGUUGGAAGCAGGCGUCCCAGUGAUGAAGAACUACGCAACGCGCUCAUCGAAGUCGAGGGAGUGCUGAAUGCUCGGCCGCUGACAGACAUUCCAGUGGACGACGAAUCUGCGCCGGCCCUUACGCCAAAUCAUUUUUUACUCGGAUCAUCGGAUGGGUCAAAACCGUUGACAUUGUGCAGCGAUAGCGCAGAGGUUAGGCGGCACGGUCAUGAGCUUUCUCAGGUAAUGGCUAAUCGCUUCUGGCAACGAUGGCUACAGGAGUACCUUCCUGAAAUCACUAGACGCACUAAAUGGUAUCAGAAGGUGAAGGCGAUUGAAGUCGGGGACAUAGUGGUAAUUACAGAUCCAGAACACCCAAGGAACUGCUGGCCGAAGGGCCGCGUAAUCGGGACAGUCAACCGGAACGGACAAGUGCGGAGAGCCACGGUGCAGACGGCGAAGGGGAUCUACGAAAGACCAGCCGUUAAGUUAGCGGUUCUCGACGUGAAGAGCGUAGCGGAGUAA
This is a messenger RNA of Aedes albopictus (Asian tiger mosquito), 6018 nucleotides long. RefSeq lists its product as uncharacterized. The transcript has a single exon. Lineage: Eukaryota; Metazoa; Arthropoda; Insecta; Diptera; Culicidae. The record is from RefSeq and is a predicted model, not a curated record. Gene Ontology annotation, molecular function: nucleic acid binding. Gene Ontology annotation, biological process: DNA integration. Bases 1 to 6018 code for a protein of 2005 amino acids.